Lacerta agilis (Sand lizard) is the source of this 3795-nucleotide messenger RNA. RefSeq names its product zinc fingers and homeoboxes 3 (gene ZHX3). The record is from RefSeq and is a predicted model, not a curated record. NCBI's taxonomy places the organism in Eukaryota, Metazoa, Chordata, Lepidosauria, Squamata, Lacertidae. Bases 358 to 3174 code for a protein of 938 amino acids. Gene Ontology annotation, cellular component: nucleus. Gene Ontology annotation, biological process: regulation of transcription by RNA polymerase II. Gene Ontology annotation, molecular function: DNA binding; DNA-binding transcription factor activity, RNA polymerase II-specific. The transcript has 4 exons.
GGAGCCGCCGUCGGGGCCUCGGCAGCUGGGCAGCAGGACGCGCCUCCUCCUCCUCCUCCCGCCUCGCUCGGGACCCGGAGCCGGCGAAGCCGCGACGGCAGGAGGGCUAAAUCGGGAUUGCAGCUGCCAGGACAAAGUAUCUUAUGAUGCCUAAAAGGAAAGAGAAGGAAAUGCAAAGCAAUGCAUUAAGAAAACAUUGACUUUUUUCAGAUUCAAUGGCCGACUUAAAUGGUUGUCAAGACUCCUGACACACACAUUUUUCUGGGCAUCAUGGAUUUUCAGGAAUAUAGCCUGCAAAGCAGUCUCAAAAAGUAGCACCUGCCCUCUAAUCUUUUAUUAUCUUCACUGGUUGUAAAAAUGGCCAGCAAAAGGAAAUCCACAACACCUUGCAUGAUACCACCAAAAACACUGGCACUGCAGGAGUUGCAACCAGACUCUGUUGGAGUUGAUCAUGAAGGAUCUCAACAGUCUGUUACUCCUGCAACUCUGCCUAUUAGUGACAGUGUUGUUCACAAUAAUCACAAAAAUGGGCUGUUGUCCAAUGGACAUAGUGGUAUCUUAGAUGGUGAUACUUACAGAUGUAUGUAUUGCAAUUUUGGCUCUCGAGACAUUAAUCAGUUCCUUGGUCACCUUGAUUCUGAGCACAUAGACUUUAGCAAAGGCCCGUCCUUUGUGUGUGUGCAGUGCAGUUUCCUGGUCAAGAGUCACAAAGAGCUUUCAUGCCACAACGCAGAGUGCCACAUUGGGGAAACUGGCUUAAUCUGGAAUGUCGUGAAACAAGGCAAGCACGUGAUUGUGGAGCAAACCAUUGGAGAUACCACCAGCAGCCAGGACCUUCUGGGGGACCUCCCUGAGGAAGGUCAAGACAGCCAAGCUGAAAUUAUCAUUACCAAAACACCCAUUAUGAAGAUAAUGAAAACGAAACCAGAAGUGAAAAAAAUCCACACGCUGAAAGAAAAUGUAUCUAGUAAACCAGUCAAGGAUCUGGAGAAAAAAGUUGGCGAGCAGCCAUUCACCAAUGGAUCGGUGCCAGUGAAUCAAUCAUCAACAGGAACAGUUAAACCAACACAUGUUGUCAAUGGCUCAAUAAUAGGAAAUGUACCUGUUUUGCAGGCAGGCAUCACUCAAUUUGUGCAACUGCAGCAGCAGCAACAGCAGCAGCAGCAGCAGCAGCAGCAGCAGCAGCAACAAAAACAACUCCAUCAGCAGCUACCCACAUCAAAAUCCCUUCCCAAGGUAAUGAUUCCCCUGAGCAGUAUCCCAACAUACAAUGCAACAAUGGACUCUAAUAGCUUUCUGAAAAACUCUUUCCAUAAGUUCCCUUACCCUACCAAAGCUGAGCUUUGCUAUUUGACUGUUGUGACCAAGUACCCAGAAGAACAGCUGAAGAUUUGGUUUACCGCCCAGAGGUUGAAGCAGGGUAUCAGUUGGUCACCGGAGGAGAUAGAAGAUGCACGGAAGAAAAUGUUUAACACUGUGAUUCAGUCCAUACCCCAGUCCACCAUUACAGUGUUAAAUACACCCCUAGUUGCAAGCCCCGGUAGUGUUCAGCAUCUCAUUCAGGCCAGUUUACCUGGCCAUUCUGUUGGGAAACCCGAAGGAGCAGGUGGUGUAUUGGUUACGCAACCAAUAAUAUCAAAUGGACUUCAAGGGACAACCUCAUCUCUUGCAAUAGCAGCCACAUCCAUUCCAAAGACUCAGAUAGCAAAGCCGCCAGCCACUGUGUCAGUUUCUAGCACUUCGUCCCCUGUGAAAGUGGUGAGUGCUGCUCCAUCACAGCUCACUGCUUGCCCAACUAUAACUUCACAGGCAUUCUUAGAUCCCAGUAUAUACAAGAAUAAGAAGUCUUACGAGCAGCUCUCUGCAUUGAAAGACAGUUUCUGUAGGAACCAGUUUCCUGGACAUGCUGAAGUGGAGCGGCUUACAAAAAUCACAGGCCUUAGUACAAGGGAAGUUCGAAAAUGGUUUAGCGAUAGGAGGUACCAUUGCAGGAACAUAAGAGGUGGCAAAGCUGUACAUGCUGGAGAUAAUACAAUAAUAAUAGAUUCUGUGCCUGAAAUUACCUUCACCUCUUCUCCCAAAGCAACCCCAGAAUUAACUUCCACGUUGGCAGCAACACCUGCUGUUCACACCCCAACCCGUCGGCAAUCCUGGCAUCAAACACCCGAUUUCUCCGCUACAAAAUAUAAAGAGAGGGCUCCUGAGCAGCUCAGAGCAUUGGAAAGCAGCUUUGCACAAAAUCCCUCUCCUCCAGAGGAGGAAGUGGACCGUUUGAGGAGCGAAACCAAAAUGACGAGGAGAGAGAUUGACAGCUGGUUCUCGGAGCGGAGGAAACGGCAGGUGAUCAAAGAUGCGGAGCAGCAGGGGGACGAUGACGCCGAAGAUGACUCUGGGGAAGAUGAGGGCUCCUCGGAGGACUUGAAAGCUUCCAGUGAAAAUGGCUCAUUGGAUGCAGCCACCAGCUCUCAAAGGCCAGGAGAGCGCAAAGUAACCCCCAUAAAAAUCAACCUUAAGAACUUUAAGGUGACUGAGUCAAAUGGCAAAAGCGAGGUGCUAGGUUUGAGUGAAGAUUUCCAAAGAAAUAAGCCCCAGAAGCCCAAGCUAAGUUCUAAAAAGACUGCUCAGCAGAGACAUUUGCUCAAGCAGCUCUUUGUGCAGACCCAGCGGCCGACAAAUGAACAAUAUGACCAAAUAUGUUCUCAUACAGGACUUCCCAGGACUGAGGUGAUUCGUUGGUUUGGAGAUAGUCGCUAUGGUUUAAAAAAUGGAAAUUUGAGGUGGUAUGAGAACUACAAGCAUGGUAUCUUUCCUAAAGAUAUAUUGACCUCCAGUGAGGCCAGCAGGGCUGUCCUGCAGGACUAUUUCCAAAAGAACAAGGUGCUUUGUGAAGAUGACCUCCCAGGUCUGUGUGAGAGAACUCAGAUGACCACACAACAGAUCAGGCUGUGGUUUGCCGAAAGGCUAGAUGAAGAAAACAGGGGAGUGUCAGACACAGGCAGUGAAGAUCAGUCCUCAAGUGUUGGUGAGCCAGCUGGCAGUCAAAAAGGGACAGUUGAUGCCUUUUCUGAGGUUUCGGAGAACAGUGAAUCCUGGGAGCCUGGAGGUCAAGAUGGCAGCUCUGAGCUUGAAGAUCCGGAGUGUCAUCUGCCUGCAGUUCACUUUGAAAUGGAGUGAACCGGCCCUGCCUCCUCUGAAGGAUCUGCUGCUAACUUUGUGAAGACUCAGCAGCUGUAGGCCUCAUUCUGAAUCUCUGAAGGUCCUGAGGAAACACUGCCAUAAUGCCAAGAUCAUACUUUUGUAAAGCACAUUGGGGAGUUAAGCAAGAGGGAACUGAUUACUCAAGAAGACCUUAUUUUUGUGUGUGGGACGGGGCUCAUUUUUGUAUGUUUAGUUUUAGUCUAGCAGUCUGCUGCCUUGUCGAGCAUAGGAGCAGAACCGCCACAGUGGCAAAAAUUUCCUCUCUCUCAAAUAGAUUCUCUGUUUUUGUUUUCCAGUGGACAAUUUCUUUCAAACUUCCUAUCGGUAAGGAAACGGUUUUUCUUAUAUUACAGAGUGGCCUGCAAACAGGAUCAUGAAUCUGGGGCAUUGUGUUAAACGUUAAUUGUUUCAUAGAACUGGACUAUCAUUGGCAUAAUACAUUCAUAAUCUUUCAGUGUUUGUUCUCUGAAGGCUGAAUUAUUGCAUAUACAGAGAGACAGACAGACAUCCUUUCACCAUUGAAUCUCUAGGUAUGGAAAUAAAAGCUGCAACUGGCACCUACUCACCAGGGAGCAAGUCCCAUUGAACUCUAUGGAA